AUGAGCAAACCAUUUCCUGUAGCACGCUCAGCACUUCUUGAUAAAGCAGCUGCAUUUGCCAAAAUGCUUAAAGAAGAUAACGAAAGAAUUCAGAAGUUUUUGGAUGAAGGCGGUGAUCGUAACGAAAUAUCCGUUGAUGUUCUUGAUCCAAAUGAUGAUCAAGUCAUUGAAAUGGAGAUCAUACCAGGCGUUUUAGAAUCACAAGCACAACAGCCAGAAAUACACGAAGACAUUCAAAUUCCUGCCUCUGAAUUUCAUAGAGACUCCAAUUUAGAAUCAGCAGAAAACUAA
Trichomonas vaginalis G3 is the source of this 291-nucleotide messenger RNA. Its product is annotated as protein of unknown function (DUF4598) family. The transcript has a single exon. Lineage: Eukaryota; Parabasalia; Trichomonadida; Trichomonadidae. The record is from RefSeq and is a predicted model, not a curated record. Bases 1 to 291 code for a protein of 96 amino acids. Gene Ontology annotation, biological process: box C/D snoRNP assembly.